GAGGAAGAGAUUCUCAACUGGAGGUUCAUGGCAAUGGUGAUCGGCCGAUUGUCCUUAUUCCUCUUCACUGGCCUUAUAUUCGGCACCACGGCACUUAUUUUCGCAUUCUGCCCGAAUUUGUUUACGGAUAGCCCAAUUGUUGAUAUUGAAUGA
Caenorhabditis elegans is the source of this 153-nucleotide messenger RNA. Lineage: Eukaryota; Metazoa; Nematoda; Chromadorea; Rhabditida; Rhabditidae. The record is from the annotation of a RefSeq genome assembly.